Molecule: messenger RNA, 1534 nt
Organism: Dromiciops gliroides (monito del monte)
Lineage: Eukaryota; Metazoa; Chordata; Mammalia; Microbiotheria; Microbiotheriidae
Gene: C4H6orf136
Product: chromosome 4 C6orf136 homolog
Exons: 6
Coding region: 235-1191 (318 amino acids)
Source: RefSeq, a predicted model, not a curated record
UGCGGUGCACCCUUUCAAGUCCUUUUUUCCCCCUCCGAGCGCAGGCGCUCUUCCUGUAGUCUCGUCGCCCGCUACUUCUGGAGUAUUAUAUAGUGCGCAUGCGCGUCGUCUGUUUCUUCACCUCUCCCCCUCCCCCCCUUCCCCUUCACGAAGCCGGCUUCGGGGCGAGUUUACUCCAGUGCGGAGGAUAUUGGACGCUGGAUUCGGGAGACACCCUCCCCACUCCCGAAAAUCAUGUACCAGCCAAGCCGGGGAGCGGCCCGGAGGCUCCGCCGCUGCCUCCGCGCCUACCAGGCCAGGCCUCAGGACCAAUACCCUCCUCAGGCCCCACCAUUCCUACCCUUGUGGCUUACCUCGCCAACAGUUACUUCUCCCUCAGCGUCUCCACAUCUCCGGCUCCCUCCUCUCUCACUCCCUUCCAGCCAAUUCUUCCCUCAAGUUCCCCAACAGCCCCUUCCUCAGUCCCAGACCUUCAUAUCACCCCGGGAGGGUCUUCCCUCUGGGAAGGGGGAGGAUGGACCAGGGCCAGGGUUGCAUGGGGGCUGCCUAGAUGGGCUUAGAAGCCUGUUUGAGGAAUUACCUUGCCCCCACCCUGGGGCUCUGAUCCCAUUCCGGGCCCCUGGAAGUCCUCACCCUGCUCCUGCCACCCCAUCAGGGAACCCCAGCAUGGAGGAACAUCUAGCUGUCAUGCAUGAGAAACUGAGGCAGGAGCUUCCCAACCUGUUUCUUCGCUCUCAUGAUUACAACCUCUACUCAUCUGAUGUGGAAUUCAUCAAUGAGAUCCUGAACAUUCGAACCAAAGGCCGCACGUGGUACAUUCUAUCACUGACUCUCUGCCGAUUCUUGGCCUGGAAUUAUUUUGCUCAGCUGCAGCUGGAGGUCCUGAGGUUGAGCCAACACCCUGAAGACUGGACGCUGCAGGCACGUUGGCGGCUUGUGGGUUUGCCUACCCAUCUCCUCUUCCUGCGCUUCUACCGCCGGGAUAAGGAUGAGCUUUACCGGACAUAUGAUGCCUAUUCUACUUUCUACCUAAAUUCUGAAGGCCUCAUUUAUCGUCAUCGCCUGGAUAAACUGAUGCCCUCACAUUCACCUCCAAUGCCUGUCAAGAAGCUGCUGGUGGGAGCCCUAGGAGCCCUAGGCUUGGUAGAGCCAGAGGCAGAAGCUAGCUUACAUCUGUGUCCUAAACCCUGAAUAAGGAUGAGGGAAACUUGGGCAUAGGUGUAUGUUUGUUCUGGGGGAGCUGCAGGCUGCACUGAGCACAUUAUUAUGCACAGGGGGAUGGGAUUGAGGUGAGUGGGGAGGCUAUAGCAGGCCUAAUCUCCUCAUCUGUCAUGCCUCCCCAUCUUUUCUUUCUUUCCUACCCAGUUUCCAUCUCAUGCUGUAUAACUUAACUUGUACAUAUUAAAACUAAGUGAGGAUGUAAGAACCUUUAAUGUAAUUCCUCUGCAUGUCUGAACCAUGUUAUCUAGUGGUCCCCAUAUAAAAAUUCUCAGCUUCCCAAAAUAUCUUUAAUAAAUAGGAAUCAUUAAAACAA